Lottia gigantea (owl limpet) is the source of this 648-nucleotide messenger RNA. RefSeq lists its product as hypothetical. The transcript has a single exon. The annotation marks the transcript as partial. NCBI's taxonomy places the organism in Eukaryota, Metazoa, Mollusca, Gastropoda, Lottiidae. The record is from RefSeq and is a predicted model, not a curated record.
GGUGGAAAACCUGCUGAUGUCGUGUUUUUAUUGGAUGCAUCCAAUUCAAUUUGGGGACCGGAUUUUAAAAAGCAGUUGGAAUUUGUCCAAAACAUUGUGUCGAUGUUCCGUAUUGGUGAACAAUGGACUCGUGUUGGUCUUGCUACCUUCAACAGCAAGGUUCAAGUACAGUUUCAGCUGAAUUCAUACUUGAACAAAACAGCUUUACUUGAAGCUAUUGGAAAUGUUGAGGAAACGUAUGGUGAUGCUACGGAUACGGCUAGUGCUGUAAGGUAUAUGAGAAAGUACAUGUUUAGUAAGCGGCACGGUAGUCGGAAGAAAGUUCCCCGAGUUGGUGUGGUCAUCACUGAUGGACAAUCUUCAAAUAUCUUACGAACUGUGAUGGAAUCAUCCAGAGCUAAACGCCAGCACAUCCACAUGUUCGCUGUUGGUGUUGGUAGUAUGGUUAACAAACGUGAAUUACGUGGUAUUGCUAGUCACCCUCCCAUGGAGUACAUGUUCCAGGUGUUAGGAUAUGGUGCUCUAGGCUCCGUCAGGAAUAUAUUAGCAGUUAGAACAUGUACAGGUAGGACCAAUACUGUUAACUUACUUCCUACCAUUCCCGAAGGCCUCACCAGACUAAAUUUCUAUCCCUUUCUUGCUACGUAA